Molecule: messenger RNA, 1521 nt
Organism: Syngnathus acus (greater pipefish)
Lineage: Eukaryota; Metazoa; Chordata; Actinopteri; Syngnathiformes; Syngnathidae
Product: germ cell-specific gene 1-like protein
Exons: 5
Coding region: 224-1120 (298 amino acids)
Cellular component (GO): plasma membrane
Source: RefSeq, a predicted model, not a curated record
UGGAUGCAAGCAGAAGUCAAAUCCUUUGACAACGUGACAUCCUAUCAGAUACUCUUUGGCCAGCGAGCGUCAAAUAGACGCGCCAGAGUGACUCAUGGCGGCGGGGAUGCAGCGUGUUUUAAAUGGAUACUUUUGGAAGCAGUGGAACGUUUGCGCCCUUACUAUUUGAUGCAUAUUCUUUUUCACUUGUACCCAUGAAGUGGCAGCCACCUCCUCCUAGACAAUGAAGACAACUCGCAGAUGCAGGACUCUUCUGUCGGUGAGCUUGAACUUCUUUGCCUUGCUCUUCGCCAUCACGGCUUUCAUCACCACUUACUGGUGCGUGGGGACGCAAAGGGUGCCCAAGCCUAAGUGCAGCAAACUGCGGACCCACCAGUGCAUCGAUUACGGCGUCAAUGAGACCGACCCCAACAAGGUGGUCUACAGCUGGGAGACUGGGGACGAUCGCUUUCUCUUCCGACAAUUCCACACUGGAAUCUGGUUCUCGUGUGAGGAGAACAUCCACGAUGAAAGUGAGAGAUGUCGCAGCUUCAUUGAUUUGGCUCCUCCGUCAGAAAAAGGGAUGUUGUGGCUGUCGCUGGUAUCGGAGAUACUGUACAUAGUUCUGCUGUUGGUGGGCUUCAGCCUCAUGUGUUUGGAGCUUGUCCAUUCCAGCAACGUCAUUGACGGACUUAAGCUCAAUGCAUUCGCUGCUGUCUUCACUGUGCUCUCAGGUCUUCUGGGCAUGGUGGCUCACGUGAUGUACACACAGGUCUUCCAGGUCACUGUCAGUCUGGGACCUCCUGAUUGGAGGCCUUAUAACUGGGACUAUGGCUGGUCUUUCUGUAUGGCCUGGGCGUCCUUCACCUGCUGCAUGGGAGCAUCGGUCACCACACUCAACUCUUACACAAAGACUGUCAUCGAGUUCAGGCACAAACGCAAGACCUUCGAGCAAAGCAUUCGGGAGGAACACUCAAGAGAGGCUUUUGAAUAUUUCCAAGAGCCGUCCGUGCACUCCAUUUCGAAGUCCGUCGAGGUCUAUUCCAGCCGGACCCCAAAGAGUGGCAGGAAAACACCCAUACCGGCAGACUCGUUCGACCUGAGUGACAUUCGGGCCUCACUGGGGGAGGAGCAGUGCUGAAAUUCACAUGACAUCUUUAUUUAAGGCUGCUUGGAGGAUGGAUGAGGCCUGGCGGUGUUCAAGGUGAGAUAGGAACAUCAACAAGCUCUUCAAGCUAGACGUGUAGACACUGCCUUAAUUGAAUCUAGUCCCUGGAAGUGGGAGAUGUUGAACAAACCAGCAGAGAACAAAAAAUAUUGACAGAUGUUUUGUAAAAUGUACAUGAUGAAGAAAGUUGAACAGUAUAAAGUAAUACAGAAAGUUGUGCAGUAUAUUCCCAUGUUUCCAGUGAAGGUUGCGGACGCUUUUAGCCUUACUGAACAUAUUUCUUCCAUUGUAAACAAUCCAUCAAUGUAAAUGGCCGUCUGUAUAACGAGAUUUACAAUGAUUUUCAGUACAUGAUUAAAAAUGCUUCCAGCUAA